Messenger RNA from Prunus armeniaca (apricot), 1485 nucleotides. The record is from the annotation of a GenBank genome assembly. NCBI's taxonomy places the organism in Eukaryota, Viridiplantae, Streptophyta, Magnoliopsida, Rosales, Rosaceae.
AUGGUCUGGUCCCUCCUUGAAAUCAAAGAAAAAGGCCUUGCCAAUACCACUCUGCAACCGUACUUUGUUCCUCAGCCGCCCCCACCCUCCAAUGUUCAAUCAGAUAGUUUCAGUUUUGGCAACAAAGUCAGUCCAAGCAUACUGCUCAUAAUCAUAAUUCUAGCCAUUAUUUUCUUUGUUUCUGGUUUGCUUCAUCUCCUUGUUAGAUUCCUUUUGAGACCUUCAAGCAGAGAUGCAGAUGACUUGGAGAGUGUGACUGUUCUUCAAGGACAAUUGCAGCAACUUUUCCACCUCCAUGAUGCUGGGGUUGACCAGUCUUUCAUAGACACUCUCCCUGUCUUCCAUUACAAAGCCAUCAUAGGAUUGAAAAAUCCAUUUGAUUGUGCUGUGUGUUUGUGUGAGUUUGAGACUGAAGAUAAGCUCAGAUUGUUGCCCAAGUGCAGCCAUGCCUUUCACAUGGAGUGCAUAGACACAUGGCUCUUGUCUCACUCAACUUGCCCUUUGUGUAGAGAUACUUUGCUCCCUGAUUUCUCUCCAAACAAUAGCUGUUCCCCCAUUGUUCUUGUUCUUGAAUCUGGGAGUGACAGCUCAAGAGAGAUGGUCUCUGAUAGAGAGGCUGCUAUUGGCAGAACCAACUCAGUUUUGGGACCAAAUUCCCAUCUGGGUUUUCAUGGAGACGUCGAAUUGGGCUUGUCCCACCGCAAAUCGUGCGAAAUUGUGACGAAAGAAGAGGCUAAUCCGACGGUAAUGGUGGAUUCAGGGGAAAAGGUAGUGCCUGUGAAGCUUGGAAAGUUCAGAAAUGUGGAUGGUGGUGGUGAAGGGAGUAGUGACAGCAAUGUGGAUGCAAGAAGGUGCUUUUCUAUGGGGUCAUUUGCAUAUGUAAUGGAUGACAAUUCUUCGUUGCAAGUACCCAUUAGAGCCUCAAUGAAAAAGCAACCAAGCAAGAAGCCUACUCUGCCAUUAACACCAGGUCACAGGCAAGCAAUGUCUGAGUGUGAUUGUGAGUCCAGAAGAGAAUUCAAGUUCAGUGGGGUUGAAGCAAUUGGAGGCCUUGAGACUCAAGGGACUGCUAGUGCUAGUAUUACUAAUGGCAAUAAUACCAUUGGGAGGAGCAAGAGGGAGAGCUUCUCUAUAUCGAAGAUUUGGCUCCGUGGGAAGAAAGAGAAGCCGAAUAGGGCAGGAGAUUCGUCGAGACUGGCCUCUUCCUUCCGGUUUCCUGUGCACCGGAGUGGCGUGGCUGCCGGAGAGGAAGUGAAGGCCAAGAAUGUUGAGAGUGGGAGUAGGAGGACUAUUUCAGAGAUUGACAUUGGCAGGUGGGAAAAUGGAGGGAGUGAAUUGGGUUGUGAUGAGGAGAAUGUUAGUGUUAGCUGUAACAGUUUGGAUUCUCAAGCAAAUCCACCCUCUUUUGCAAGGAGGACACUGCUUUGGCUCAUGGGAAGACAGCAGAACAAAGUUGUUCAUUCAUCAUUUGAUCCUAGUGUUUAG